AUGGAGGUGAUGGACAGCUGCCAGUUCUCCCCGUCCGAGCUCUUCUAUGACAGCUCCUGCCUCUCCUCCCCGGAGGGCGAGUUCCCCGAGGAUUUUGAGCCCAGGGACCUGCCUCCCUUCGGCGCCCACGAGCCCCCCGAGCCCGCCUGCUCCGAGGAAGAGGAGCAUGUCCGAGCUCCCACUGGCCACCACCAGGCCGGCCACUGCCUCAUGUGGGCUUGCAAAGCCUGCAAGAGAAAAUCCACCACAAUGGACCGGCGGAAGGCGGCCACCAUGAGGGAGAGGAGGAGGCUGAAGAAAGUGAACCAGGCUUUUGAGACCCUGAAGAGAUGCACCACUGCCAACCCCAACCAAAGACUCCCCAAAGUAGAGAUCCUGAGAAACGCCAUCAGAUACAUCGAGAGCCUCCAGGAGCUCUUGAGGGAACAGGUAGAAAACUACUAUCACCUGCCGGGACAGAGCUGCUCCGAGCCGACCAGCCCCACUUCCAGCUGCUCCGAUGGGAUGGCCGACUGCGGCAGCCCCGUCUGGUCGGCGAGAGGCAGCAGCUUCGACGCCGUCUACUGCUCCGAGAUGGCCCACGGGUAUGCCGCCGAGCAGAGCAGCGCCCUGUCCAGCCUGGACUGCCUCUCCAGCAUCGUGGACCGUCUCUCCCCGGCGGAGGAGCCGGGGCUGCCCCUCCGCGACGCCGACUCCCUCUCGCCCAGCGCCAGCAUCGACUCGGGGCCGGGGACGCCCGGGACGCCGCCGCCCCGACGGACCUACCAGGCGCUAUGAGGGGCCCGGGGGGGCCGGCACCCCGCGCCUGCCGCCGCCUCCGCGGCCGCUGCCCUCCCGCCGGGGCCGCCCCCCUCGCCCAGCCGCGUCCUUCAAACGCUUCUCGGGCGAGAGGGGCAGCCCCAGCGCCGCUUGGCCCGUCGCCUCCCUCCGGGGCUGGGGGCAAAGCGCCCCGCCGGGCCCCGGCCCGGGGUCCCCCCGGGGCAGACCGACCGUGGGGCUCGGGACACGCGCGCUACCCUGGAAACCCCGCUGCAAAUAAAACG
Messenger RNA from Gymnogyps californianus (California condor), 1043 nucleotides. It is a transcript of the gene MYF5, whose product is annotated as myogenic factor 5. The record is from RefSeq and is a predicted model, not a curated record. Bases 1 to 777 code for a protein of 258 amino acids. Gene Ontology annotation, biological process: muscle organ development; positive regulation of myoblast differentiation; regulation of transcription by RNA polymerase II. Gene Ontology annotation, molecular function: RNA polymerase II cis-regulatory region sequence-specific DNA binding; DNA-binding transcription factor activity, RNA polymerase II-specific; protein dimerization activity. Lineage: Eukaryota; Metazoa; Chordata; Aves; Accipitriformes; Cathartidae. The transcript has 3 exons.